Messenger RNA from Aspergillus glaucus CBS 516.65, 1317 nucleotides. RefSeq names its product aromatic alcohol reductase. The coding region runs from base 188 to 1081 and encodes 297 amino acids. The transcript is spliced from 2 exons. Gene Ontology annotation, molecular function: oxidoreductase activity. The record is from RefSeq and is a predicted model, not a curated record. Lineage: Eukaryota; Fungi; Ascomycota; Eurotiomycetes; Eurotiales; Aspergillaceae.
CCGGCGAGAGGUGGUGCGAUGCCGGAUGCAAUAGACAAUCGUUCCAUGAGUGGUGGAAGGCCGAUGGCGUCAAGAUCCCCGGAGUUCGUAUGCUUCAUGAUGCCCGCACUAUAAAUACUGCUCAAGUUCGUUCGAUAGAAUCAUUACCGGUCUCAGCUACGAUCCAAUUCACGUGUGCUUUUACAAGAUGUCGCCAAAAGUUGCCAUUGCCGGGGCGAGUGGAAAUCUUGGCCCAACCGUUCUCGCAGCCCUUGUCGACGCUGGGUUCGAUGUCACGGUCCUGACAAGAGACAACAAUGAUAACAAGUUCGACCAACGAGCCCGUGUCACUCAGGUGAACUACGACUCGUUGGAAUCGCUGACCUCCGCUCUGGCCGGCCAGGAGGUGGUGGUCAACACGCUUGGUGUCGGACGAAUCCCCAGGGAGACUCAUCUUCGAUUGAUCGAUGCUGCCGUUGCGGCACACGUUCAGCGAUUCAUUCCCUCCGAGUUUGGCGGCAAUACUACCAACCCACGUGCCGCACAGCUUCCCGUUUAUGGGGACAAAGUAGCUGUUCAGAAGCACUUGCAAGAAGCGUCCGCCAACUCCAACGGCACCUUCUCCUACACUUUUCCGAUCACGGGGCCUUUCCUGGACUGGGGCUUGAAGAGCAAGUUUCUGCUGAACCACACGGGCCCGGAAGUUGAGCUGUACGAUGGCGGUGAUCAGAAAUUCAGUGCCACGACACUGGCCGGCAUUGGACGGGCGGUAUCUGGGAUCAUCCGCAAUCUAGACGCGACAAGAAACCAAGCUGUCUACGUUAGUGAGGCCGACGUGUCGCAAAAGGGGCUCCUUGAGCUAUCGGGCAAGCAGCUUGCGACGAAGACGGUGAGCACCGCCGAAUUGGAAAAGGAGGCUUAUGAAGAACUUGGCAAGCCCAACCCGAAUCCAGCCGUUUUUGCCUUCAACUUUCUGCGACGGGCUAUCUUUGGCGAAGGUUUUGGUGGUUUGGUAGCUCCGGAGGAGUUGUCGAACGACUUGCUCGGUGUCCGGUCAUUGAGCGAUGCAGAGAUCAAAAACAUUGUGGUGAAGAAUACUUGAUACCUGUACAGGGGGUACGAUGUGCUUUCAAUGAGCGAUUUGCCAUAGAUUACAGGCCCACAUAGGCCAAAAUGGACAUGACAGGGCUGCCAAUCAUCCAACGUUGCUUAUUCGCCCGUGUGGGCCACUCUUGGCGGAGACUACUCGGUUGUUGACCUGAAAUCUCAUUCAAUAUACUUGUACAAGUACGUAUUACCAGAAGGACCGUCCACGUCCGCACAUCCGUAUGUCCGUAG